This is a messenger RNA of Callithrix jacchus (white-tufted-ear marmoset), 7500 nucleotides long. It is a transcript of the gene PDE5A, whose product is annotated as phosphodiesterase 5A. NCBI's taxonomy places the organism in Eukaryota, Metazoa, Chordata, Mammalia, Primates, Cebidae. Gene Ontology annotation, biological process: signal transduction. Gene Ontology annotation, molecular function: protein binding; 3',5'-cyclic-nucleotide phosphodiesterase activity. The record is from RefSeq and is a predicted model, not a curated record.
UCCCGCGCGUCUCUUUUCACUCGCUUCUCCGCCGAAGGCUGAGCCGCCAGAAGUAGAGCUCUGCCGAGUGGUUUGCGGCGCGCACACAAAGGGCACGGGGAAGGCGCCGCCGGAGAGGACCCCGAGGGGCAGCGGAGACCCCAGAGGCCGGCUCUUUCUGGUCGAGAGCCAAGCUCCGGGGCGGCCCUUGCGGAGGGCGGGGAGGAGGGAGCCUGUCCUUUUGGAGGAGGCUACGCAGCGGGCAGUCGGGGCACGCGUGGGAAACGCUCGCGGGAGAGUUGGGGAGGAAUUGAGACUGGGAGCAGAGGGACAAGAAGAGUGGAGCGGAGAGUACUUGGCGGACGGGUGCCCCGAAGCCUGAGGAGUUGGUGCGAAGUCGGGGUGCUUGAAGUGCAGGACGCACUCCUUUGCAGAAGGAGUUCCCUUCCCGCUACCGCCUGCUUGGGGCUGCGGCGGUCGGGCUGUGGAUGCUGGCCGUCUUGGCCGGGAGGGUGACGCACGCCCGGAGGUGAUGGUGGAGGAGUCGGCCCGGGUUCGACGCCGGACUCCCACCCGCCGGCGCGCGGCCGUGGCUCUGCGGAGCGCUCCCCGCCAGGGGGCGGCGCAGCGCGGGGCAAGCGGGAGGCGACGGGCGGCGGCGCGGAGGCCCGGGCGGUGAGGGAGCUGGCUCCAGUCGUGGACCUCACCUCAACUCACCUGGGCUCCUUGUUGCCCCGGAGGAGCCUCCUGGAGUCCAGGAUCGGCGAAGUUCGGAAACGAACUUCCUACGUUUGCUAUGUUGCCCUUUGGAGACAAAACGAGAGAAAUGGUCAAUGCAUGGUUUGCUGAGAGAGUUCACACCAUCCCUGUGUGCAAGGAAGGUAUCAGAGGCCACACCGAAUCUUGCUCUUGUCCCUUGCAGCAGAGUCCUCGUGCAGAUAACAGUGCCCCUGGAACACCAACCAGGAAAAUCUCUGCCUCUGAAUUUGACCGGCCUCUUAGACCCAUUGUUGUCAAGGAUUCUGAGGGAACUGUGAGCUUUCUCUCUGACUCAGAAAAGAAGGAACAGAUGCCUCUAACCCCUCCAAGGUUUGAUCAUGAUGAAGGGGACCAGUGCUCAAGACUCCUGGAAUUAGUGAAGGAUAUUUCUAGUCAUUUGGACGUCACAGCCUUAUGUCACAAAAUUUUCUUGCAUAUCCAUGGACUCAUUUCCGCUGACCGCUAUUCCCUGUUCCUUGUCUGUGAAGACAGCUCCAACGACAAGUUUCUUAUCAGCCGCCUCUUUGAUGUUGCUGAAGGUUCAACACUGGAAGAAGCUUCAAAUAACUGUAUCCGCUUAGAAUGGAACAAAGGCAUUGUGGGACAUGUGGCAGCUUUUGGUGAGCCCUUGAACAUCAAAGAUGCAUAUGAGGAUCCUCGGUUCAAUGCAGAAGUUGACCAAAUUACGGGCUACAAGACACAAAGCAUUCUUUGUAUGCCAAUUAAGAAUCAUAGGGAAGAGGUUGUUGGUGUAGCCCAGGCCAUCAACAAGAAAUCGGGAAAUGGUGGGACAUUUACUGAAAAAGAUGAAAAGGACUUUGCUGCUUAUUUGGCAUUUUGUGGUAUUGUUCUUCAUAAUGCUCAGCUCUAUGAGACUUCACUGCUGGAGAACAAGAGAAAUCAGGUGCUGCUUGACCUUGCUAGUUUAAUUUUUGAAGAACAACAAUCAUUAGAAGUAAUUCUAAAGAAAAUAGCUGCCACCAUUAUCUCUUUCAUGCAAGUACAGAAAUGCACCAUUUUCAUAGUGGAUGAAGAUUGCUCCGAUUCUUUUUCUAGUGUGUUUCACAUGGAGUGUGAGGAAUUAGAAAAAUCAUCUGAUGCAUUAACAAGCAGUAGCUGGACAAAUCCAGUGAAUUGGUGUGAUAGUGACCUCUACUGGGAACAUGAUGCAAACAAAAUCAAUUACAUGUAUGCUCAGUAUGUCAAAAAUACUAUGGAACCACUUAAUAUCCCAGAUGUCAGUAAGGAUAAACGAUUUCCCUGGACAACUGAAAACACAGGAAAUGUAAACCAGCAGUGCAUUAGAAGUUUACUUUGUACACCUAUAAAAAAUGGAAAGAAGAAUAAAGUUAUAGGGGUUUGCCAACUUGUUAAUAAGAUGGAGGAGAAUACUGGUAAGGUUAAGCCUUUCAAUCGAAAUGAUGAACAGUUUCUGGAAGCUUUUGUCAUCUUUUGUGGCUUAGGGAUCCAGAACACGCAGAUGUAUGAAGCGGUGGAGAGAGCCAUGGCCAAGCAAAUGGUCACAUUGGAGGUUCUGUCGUAUCAUGCUUCAGCAGCAGAGGAAGAAACAAGAGAGCUACAGUCGUUAGCGGCUGCUGUGGUACCAUCUGCCCAGACCCUUAAAAUUACUGACUUUAGCUUCAGUGACUUUGAGCUGUCUGAUCUGGAAACAGCACUGUGUACAAUUCGGAUGUUUACUGACCUCAACCUUGUGCAGAACUUCCAGAUGAAACAUGAGGUUCUUUGCAGAUGGAUUUUAAGUGUUAAGAAGAAUUAUCGGAAGAAUGUUGCCUAUCAUAAUUGGAGACAUGCCUUUAAUACAGCUCAGUGCAUGUUUGCUGCUUUAAAAGCUGGCAAAAUUCAGAACAAGCUGACUGACCUAGAGAUACUUGCAUUGCUGAUUGCUGCACUAAGCCAUGAUUUGGAUCACCGUGGUGUGAAUAACUCUUACAUACAACGAAGUGAACAUCCACUUGCUCAGCUCUACUGCCAUUCAAUCAUGGAGCACCAUCAUUUUGACCAGUGCCUGAUGAUUCUCAAUAGUCCAGGCAAUCAGAUUCUCAGUGGCCUCUCCAUUGAAGAAUAUAAGACCACGUUGAAAAUAAUCAAGCAAGCUAUUUUAGCUACAGACCUAGCACUGUAUAUUAAGAGGCGAGGAGAAUUUUUUGAACUUAUAAGAAAAAAUCAAUUCAAUUUGGAAGAUCCACAUCAAAAGGAUUUGUUUUUGGCAAUGCUGAUGACAGCUUGUGAUCUUUCUGCAAUUACAAAACCGUGGCCUAUUCAACAACGGAUAGCAGAACUUGUAGCAACUGAAUUUUUUGAUCAAGGAGACAGAGAGAGAAAAGAACUCAACAUAGAACCCACUGAUCUAAUGAACAGGGAAAAGAAAAACAAAAUCCCAAGUAUGCAAGUUGGGUUCAUAGAUGCCAUCUGCUUGCAACUGUAUGAGGCCCUGACCCAUGUGUCAGAGGACUGUUUCCCUUUGCUAGAUGGCUGCAGGAAGAACAGGCAGAAAUGGCAGGCCCUUGCAGAACAGCAGGAGAAGAUGCUGAUUAAUGGGGAAAGCGGCCAGGCCAAGCGGAACUGAGUGGACCAUUUCAUGCAGAGUUGAAGUUUACAGAGAUGGUGUGUUCUGCAAUAUGCCUAGGUUCUUUACACACUGUCUGUAUAUUGUCUGUAUUUGCUAUAUACUUUGCCACUGCUGUGUUUUUGUUUUUGCACAACUUUUGAGAAUAUAGCAUGAAAUGUUUUUAGCGGAAUAUUACAUAUUUUUUGUAUAUUUGUUUUAUGCCACUGAACUAAAAUGAUCAACAACAUCCACUCUUAGUACCUUGAUAAAAGCAUUGUUUGUGGUAUUUCAUGUACUGCAAAGUGUAAGCGGUAUUCUUGCACUGAGGUUUUUUUGCCUGGGGUUUUAAAAUAAUUGGUUUUUGUGUUUUCUGAAUUACCAGUUUUUCAAGAAUGUUUGGAAUCUUUCCUUUUUCAAAAGAAGGUUAGGAGCAAAUUAUCAUACAUUCUGUGACAUUUAAAGCCUUUAUAGGAUAGUGAAAAAUGCUGGCUGAGUAGAUUUUAAGGAGAAAUAAUUGUAUUUGUCAACAAUGUCUUUUGUAAAAAGUUCAUGUAUUCUGAAACAAUGGGAAGUACAAUGAAACUGUAUUGUAAAGAAAUUAUAUUAUUUAAUUGAUUUGCUGUUUUGUGAGAGAACAGGCAAGAGAGAACUUUGUCAUUUCAGUGCAGUACAUUUUUCUAAAGGCUACCCAUACAAUCACUUCCAUCUCACCUACCUGAAGCAAAGCCGGUAAAACCUUAGGAGAUGAUCCAGUGACUAACUUUAUUGAGGGAUAAGUGUGCUCUAGAAAUGGAAUGUUCAUAUGUCUAUCAGUGAAGAAAAAUGUCCUGUUAGAGGAUAUCGCUAAGAGUUUUUUUUCCUUCUGAGUUUCCUUUUUAAAACAAAAGUGACAGUUGGAACAUUGAUCUAAGUGAGACAUGACUAUAGAUAAGAGAGUACAAAAUGAAUCUUUUUUCUUUUGUCAAUUGAAAUUUAAAGAAAAAUUUUAAUUAUAUAAAUAGCAAAGGGCUAUUGCCAAUACUAGAGUAGAAAAUGAAUUUGAGGGAACAGUGGGUAAGAAACGUUAUGCCUGAAUAACAUUUAGCAGUAUUGUGAUUGAAAAACUGUCAUAUUUUGAUGUAUAGGACAAGUCAACCCUGAUCCAGAGAAGGUUGGAUGUGAAUGCUAAACACUGGCUCUUAACUCGUAUUCAGUGGUAUUUCCUUCCCAUAACAUUUAGUAUAGUUAACAUUUUCUUAGAAUUUGAGCCCAUUUAACUGGAUUAAUAUUCUACAUGUGUGCCCCUAAAUAUACAUUUAUUCAAUGUUGGAGAAGUAGAUAAGCAACUGGUCUAGGAAAGGAAAAUUUGUUUCAAAUAUUCAGGAAUGUUUGGAUUUGGGGAGAGUAGAAGGAGAGAUUUGUUAACUUCUGCCUCCAACCCACAAAAAAGAUAUUUGAUCUGAGUUUCUAUCACUAAUUUGGAUAGAAAAUUUCUUAGGUAUAUGGUAAUGCAGCAUUCUCAAGGACCUUUCACCAAAAUGUGUUUCCCAUCUUUGUCCCUAUUCCCCUAAAUUUUGCCUAAAAUUUAAUGCGUUCCUUUUUUUAAAUUUUAAGUGUGUGUGUGUGUGUGUGUAUCAACAUAAUGUGACUUUAUUUUUAUCACUCUGAUAAAAAAAAAAGAAGCAAAACACAUUGUAUUGCCAUUAUUGUGUAUUUGGUAAAGACUAAUCUAAUCUAGGAAGUUACCAACUGUUUAAUGCUAUAUAUAUUGUUGUAUACUGGUAUUUUCAGGAUAUUUUAUUUUACUUUUUGCCAUACAAACAAAAUGUUUAAGGUUGCCCCUUAGUGGCACUGGUGUGUAAAAUACACAGAUUAUCACUAAAAUAAUAGUUAUAUAUACAUACAGGUGUAUACUUAUGCAUGCACACAUAAAUCCUUAGUAUAGAAAUAUUGCAUAAAGAAUAGCAAUCUUUAAUAAGCCUUUUUAUUACAUUGUGAUUUAGUAGUAAUGCUAAAAUAUGUACUUACACUUUUGUAGUUUGUUUAGUCCCCUCUAGUAUGUGUCACUGAGAAUUUUUUUAAAGACAUAGUAGAUUGUUUAGAAUGUUUAUUUGUGUGUCAUUUUAAUAAGCAAGAAGAUAUAUUUAGAUUAGAAAUGGUUUGGUCUGCCUUUGAAUAAUGUCUAUUUUACUAGUUUAGACAUUAAAAGAAAUAGGGCAAUGCCUAUUUUAUUUUAUUUUUGGAUAUUUUCGUUCAUACAGAAGAGUACGUCUUUAGGGCUGGUUAAUUGGUUCAAAUAAUUUUUAAUUUCCCUUCCAGUAUUCUCUCAAGUUGGAAAAGUAUACAUAUAGUCCUCCUUCACCCUACUCUGUAAUUACAUUACCCAUAACUAGCAAGAAGUUCUUGUUCUAGUUUUUUUGUUUGUUUCAUUAUAACAGAGUAACAUGAUACUAUUUAAUUUCAAUUUUUAACCAGAAUGUUGCCACUAUUUUACUAAUUUGUUAAAAGAUAGCUAUAUGAUUGCCUAGCCUUAUAUUCUUCAGUAGAUUGGACUGUGCCAAUCACAAUCCUGGGUGGAUUUGUGUAAGUCACUUAACCUCUGUGUGCCUAAACAAGUUGUGCUUUUUAAAAAGGAGUUAUGUUUGGCAAAGUCUUUAUCUUCAAGCAGGAUGUCACAGAAGGCAGCUACUUUAUAAGCCCCCAUGGGCCAUGGAGACCACUGUCAGAAAUGGGGUAUUAGUCUAGAGAGAAGGUGAUCUAUCCCCACAUGUCGUUUCUAAUGUUGAGUUUCCAAGACUGAACAAAGACUAUAUAUUUAUUCAGCUUCACUUGCAGAUCACUAGCAAAUGUGAGAUUUAGAACUCUUUGAGUACAUUGCUUCAAGGUACAAACCCAGGAUGAUGACAUUGUCACCAUUGUCUCUAAAUUAUGAAGAAUAAUUUCCUUUAAUAGGAGUAAUAUAGACAAGAAAGUAUACAAAAAUAUACUGGAAAUAUUGGAUUCUUGGAGAAAACUAUUUAGUCACAGACAUAUUCUUGCUUGCAGUGAAGUGCCAUUAUUUUCAGCACAGCAACACAAAUAUUAGACCUCUUCCAAUUUGAUUUACAAUUUUUUUCUGUGCUUUUCACCAGAUUGUACUCCUAAAACUUAACGGGCCAUCACAAGCCAAUUGUCUUUUGUUUACAAGAUAGAUUUAAAACCAGAUAAUAAAAAUGUCAUCAUUAUCCUCUCUAAUGAACAAUUAUAGUCAAAAUAAGGUAGCAUGAUAUAAUUGUUUUGUGUCAUAUAAUUGUCAUGCACUGACCCACCUUUUAUUGAGUCCCUGCCACAUGUUAGGUACUGUGCUCAGCUGUGGACAGAGCAGUGACCUUAAGGAGCUCAUGGUCCCUGAAUGAGGUGCUGGAGAAGAGACUUAUCAGCUUCUGAUACUGCCAAUUUAAUCUGAGAACAUGGGGUGUACUGCAUCACUUCAAUUUUCAUCAAUAACGUAUGUUUUAUGUACCUUCUUUACCUGAAACUUAGUAAGAAUCUACCGGUGAACAAACAUCCUAUCUUGCAAGUAUGGAUCACUUAACAUGUUGAUAGUUGAAGAACACUUUAAAGAGUUUUGUAUUCUUGUAUAUAGUUUAUUUUUUCCAUGUGCUAGCAAGGUAAAGGUUACACAGUUCUUCUGGACUGUUAAAUUGUGCACAGUUUUGGACCCCUUCUGCUCUACUACAGACAGGGAAGAAGAAAGUAUUAAAGUUCACUUUGCCAUUCCAUAUACUUACCUGUGAAAACAUGUCUUAAUGAAUGUUGUUGAAAGCAAUGUAAAUAGUUGAAAAUAUAAAUUUCUAUUACAGUUUAGGAAAAGAAAACUUUAUGAGGCAUCACUAGCCACUGUUAAUAACUAUUUGUAUUCUUAUACCUUUUCAAUAUAUUUGAACAAAUAUAGUUUCUGGCACUAUUUUUAUACUAGGGAAAGGACUUACUAUGUAUAUUAUGCUUAGCUGUUAAGUCAUUUUAAAUAAUCAUGAAUGUUGAUUUCAUUUCUUUCCUUUCCUCCAUCAUGAGAGUCUUCUAUGACAAAAUCACUUUAAAGGAACACUUACCCACCUGAUUCCUGUAUAAAGUUAUGAGAUGGUCGAGGUGGUCUUCCAUUGUACAAACUCUUCACUUGUCAGUGGUUUUCUCAUUCUGCCAUGCUUUGUAAAAAUAAAAAGAAUGAACAAGUA